CUGACUGUCACUUCAAUUCACCUUGGCAAGAGCAAACACACCCGAUUGAAGCGUUAAAGUGUAGAGCAAGAUACGACAUGUGAAGGCACGUUUGACAAGAGUUCAUCAAAAAUACCAACAGUGACGCCAAAAUAAUUGAAAGAGAACUAGCGAUGUUUUACAAAAACACGAUUAAAUAAAUGGCGCCUUUCAUCAGUAUCCCUACAAGAACCUCAUAUCGUCAGGAAUGCGGGGGAAAGCUGACUUCAGAACUGCAGCAACCUUAUAGGAUCAAGUGCGCUUGAAGCGGAAAUCGAAGCGAGCUGUCCAAGGUCCUGAAAACGCGCCAAACCAUGGGUAUACAACACUUUCUGCUGCUUCUCAUUUAUUUGGAUCCAAUGAACGUGUUUUGUACUUUGACGGCCAAACGAGUCAAACCUGCGCCCAAACGGACUCAGAAGCCGAAAGAACUGAACAACACCACCACCGUCGUACCUUCAGCGUCCACGCAGCGGAUCACGCAGCUCCGUCCAUCGCACACCCACGAGACGUGCCUGGGUUACUACGACGUGAGCGGACAGUUCGAUAAGGAGUUCGAGUGCAAUAACACCGACCACCGCUACUGCUGCGGCUCGUGUUACUUGCGCUUCUGUUGCCAAUUUAAAGGCAACCGGUUAGAGCAGAGAACAUGCAAGAACUACCAAAAACCGGACUGGGUGAAAACUGUGCCCCCAUCUCCUGUUCCAACAGGUGAUACUUAUGAUCCGAGUAUGGACCAAACGAACACCGCGGUGUACAUUACCUGUGGUGUGAUUGCUUUUAUCAUAGUCCUUGGGGUUUCAACAAAAGUCGCAUAUGACAAAGCAACCCAACCGCCUCAGGAAAUGAACAUUCACAGAGCCCUAGCAGAUAUACUUAGACAACAAGGACCAAUUCCUAUAUCACAGUAUGACUGUGAAAACUUUGCGGCGAUGAACAGCUCACCCAAAGACAACACGCCACAGCGAACGGGAUCCAAAAACCACUACACCCCUGUUCACAGCUCAAAGUCAAAUCAUGGUGGGCAUUAUUCGAAGGAGAGCACUCGAGGGGGUGGACAUGACCUUCACAACUUCAUAUCUUCUGGAUUUGUGACGCUUGGCCGAAGCAGUGCGAAAGGGGAAAAACACUGGCCGGUGCGGUCUCAGAGUCACCAUGGAGUGCAUCAACAUAACUUCAACCAUCUUGGUCCCAGCAGCCCAACUCGAACACCUAAAAAUGCUCACAGAUCUCUAAGGCAUGAAAACACACGAAUGAACAACAUCCUCACGUCACAGACCGAGCCGUACGAUCUGUCCUUCUCUCGAUCCUUCCAGAGUCUCUCCCACCUCCCCCCUUCUUAUGAAUCUGCCGUGAAAGCUGACCUCAACAAAUACUCCUCACUCAAGAGACUAACAGAUAAGGACAUGGAUGACUACUAUAGCAGGAAGAGGCAUCUUCCAGACCUAGCGGCUCGAGAAACCCUUCCAUUGCACAUGAUAAAGAUAAACCAAGAGUCCCAGAGCAGUCAGCAGGUCCAGCAACAGCAGCAACAACAGCAGCAACAACAACCGCCUCGCCAGCGUCCCCGCAGGGUUCAGAGAGCCAUGUCCCAGGACCGCGUGCUGUCCCCUGAGCGCAGCUACGCAAACGACUACGCCAUGACCUCCUACAACAUAUCCCCUUACGGGGGACGAAUCCUCUCUGACGAGCAACUCCUCUCUGCUGAACGCUUGCGCUCCCACGAACGGCUUGUCUCCCAGGACCGCCUCCACUCACAAGACCGGCAUUAUUCCCAGGACCGCAUCCACACGCAGGACCGCUUGAUGUCACAGGAACGCCACCAUUCUCAGGAACGUCUCCAUUCCCAAGACCGCCUUUACUCACAAGACCGCCUCUACUCGCAAGACCGCCUGCAUUCCCAGGAUCCGCUUAUCUCUCCUGACAAGAUGAUGUCCAUCAAACGCUCCGGGUUCCUCAAUGAAAAUUCCAUGUCCAGAGCUAUAUCCCACACAGACGUGUUCAUGCCCACCACGCCCAUCCUGGAUAGCUACAAGAUGACAAAAAUGCACUCCCAUCCCAGUGCCACAAACAACAUUACACAGAACACUUUAACCAUGAACCAGACGGCCUCCAAGAGGCAGGCUUUCGCCUCGCGUCGCACACAGACGGUAGAGCAGCUCCACUACGUUCCACAGCAACAUCACCAUCACUACCGUACAGGGAGCAAGACUGAAGUAACUGUUUAACCAAUCAGAAGCCUCCAGUAAUAAUUGAACCACAAUCUCAAGCUACAACAGCAGUGUUCAAGAGCUGUCUCAAAUACAAUUCUUUUCUGCUGCUCUUCAGUAACUGACCCAGCACCAGCUACUCUAAAGUUAUUACUGAGCCAAUUCAGUAUGCAUACCCAUUCAUUUAUAUGUGUUUGUAGAUCACAAGAAAAGGAUGGACACAUAGGGAACACAGAUUCUGCAUUCAUAAGGGCUUUGCAUGGUGACUCACAAAGACCGACAAAUGACUAUCAGAAGUUGUGAAAGAACGAUGUGGACAGGGAACAAAAUUGUAUAAAUUUAUAUAUAUAUACAUAUAUAAAUAAAAAAUACUGUUUGUACUUCCAGUCCUAGUCAAUAGCUUUAGGAGUUCUUAUAAUAUUCGCACUUCUAUUGGUGCCACUACAAAAAUGCACCAUUUCAACAAUGAAGUGGUUUUGUGGGUUAAAAAGCACAAUCAAGUAACAGUUUCAUUUCGUUCUGUUUCGUUCAUUUGUUUGGUUGGUGAUGGCUAGCACAUAUCAGUUUGUUUUUUAAAUGAAUGGCCAAUUAUUUUGCAAAGAUGAUUGUAAAUAAGCUCUUUCGGCCACAUUAAAUGGACAAGUCUGUUCUGGUCGGCAUUUGUUUUAUUGUAGUUUGAUUUAGAGUGAUUCAAGAGUUCAGAAUUAUAGACGACCCACUAACCCAGUGUUGGACAAUUUAAAGUAAUACGAUACAGUGUGUGUCUUUUCAAAUGUGUUUGUAGAAUGAGAACAGGGUGAAUGUUGUUGAAAAAAAUGACAUAACUGUUGAUAUCUGGCUGUAGACUGUGUUGCAGUGUCUCACAAGACAAAAUGAGUAUAUUAUGCUUGUUGUUGUAGUUUCAAAUAAACCAUCCUUAUUUUUCUA
Messenger RNA from Xyrauchen texanus (razorback sucker), 3155 nucleotides. RefSeq names its product protein shisa-6 (gene shisa6b). Gene Ontology annotation, biological process: regulation of AMPA receptor activity; regulation of short-term neuronal synaptic plasticity. The record is from RefSeq and is a predicted model, not a curated record. Lineage: Eukaryota; Metazoa; Chordata; Actinopteri; Cypriniformes; Catostomidae. Gene Ontology annotation, cellular component: dendritic spine membrane; postsynaptic membrane; postsynaptic density. Bases 333 to 2246 code for a protein of 637 amino acids. The transcript is spliced from 9 exons.